Molecule: messenger RNA, 1837 nt
Organism: Camelina sativa (false flax)
Lineage: Eukaryota; Viridiplantae; Streptophyta; Magnoliopsida; Brassicales; Brassicaceae
Source: RefSeq, a predicted model, not a curated record
UCGUUUCAGCAAGCUAUCCUCACAACUUCAACUAUAUAAGCUCUAAAACGGGUGUGUAUCUUUUGUUCCCAGUAAGUCACUUACAAGAUGAGAGUCCCACUAAUAGAUUUCUUGAGAUUCUUAGUACUCAUUCUUUCUCUUAGUGGCCCUUUAGUUUCUGCAGAUGCAACAGCGAGGCAACACUUUAAUAGGUAUGAAACUGAUAACUACGGUUACACACCUCCUUCACCAAUUUAUGGUGCCCCACCCAGCUACCCAACACCACCAACACCAACUUACAGUCCUCCGAUAUAUCCACCACCAAUACAACAACCUCCGACACCAACUUAUGGUCCGCCUAUUAAACCACCACCGAUACAGAAGCCUCCAACACCAACUUACAGUCCGCCUGUUAACCCCCCACCGGUGCAAAUGCCUCCGACACCAACUUACAGCCCUCCGAUCAAGCCGCCACCGGUACACAAGCCACCGACACCAUCUUACAGUCCUCCAGUCAAACCACCACCGGUGCACAAGCCUCCAACACCAACUUAUAGUCCCCCUGUUAAACCUCCACCUGUGCAAAAGCCUCCAACACCAACUUACAGUCCACCUAUCAAACCACCACCAGUACAGAAGCCUCCAACACCAACCUACAGUCCCCCGAUAAAGCCACCACCGGUGCAUAAGCCUCCAACACCAAUUUAUAGUCCUCCUAUUAAGCCACCACCAAUUCAAAAGCCUCCCACUCCUAUCUAUAGUCCCCCUAUAAAGCCACCGCCAAUACAAAAGCCACCGACGCCAAUAUACAGCCCCCCAAUCAAGCCGCCACCGGUUCAAAAGCCUCCCACGCCAACAUAUAGUCCCCCUGUAAAGCCACCACCAGUACAUAAGCCUCCGACACCAACAUACAGUCCACCAGUCAAGCCACCGCCGAUACAAAAACCUCCAACACCAACUUAUAGCCCACCAGUUAAACCACCACCAGUGCAGAAGCCUCCGACACCUACAUACAGUCCACCAGUCAAGCCGCCGCCGAUACAAAAACCUCCAACACCAACUUAUAGCCCUCCUGUUAAACCACCACCAGUGCAGAAACCUCCGACACCAACAUAUAGUCCACCUGUCAAGCCACCACCAAUACAAAAACCGCCAACACCAACUUAUAGUCCACCAAUCAAGCCACCACCAGUUCAUAAGCCUCCGACUCCAACCUAUAGUCCACCUAUCAAGCCACCACCAGUGCAUCAGCCUCCGCCACCAACAUAUAGUCCUCCAGUAAAGCCACCACCAGUGCAUCAGCCUCCGACACCAACAUAUAGUCCUCCAGUAAAGCCACCACCAGUGCAAGUGCCUCCAACCCCAACUUAUAGUCCUCCUGUAAAACCACCACCAGUACAAGUGCCUCCAACCCCAACUUACAGCCCUCCUGUACAACCACCACCAGUACAAGUGCCUCCAACCCCAACUUACAGCCCUCCUGUACAACCACCACCAGUACAAGUGCCUCCAACACCAACAUACAGCCCUCCCAUAAAACCACCACCAAUACAAUUGCCUCCAACACCUACUACUCCAUCGCCUCCACAAGGUGGAUACGGUACUCCGCCUCCUUAUGCAUAUGUAUUGCGUCCUAUAGAUGUAAGCAAUUAGAGAAACAAGUUACAAUAUAUAGCUAUUUCCUAAAUUAUGGCCAAAAAGUCUUUCUAGCACAGAGGAUGUGUAAGUUAAAGCUACAUAUGGUACUGCUUAUUAUAUGGUAAAAAUAAAUAAAGUUUUAUAGUUGGUUGUUCAUAAAAAUGUUACAAUCGAGCUCGGUCUUGAUAUCUUUAAAUGGUAUGCCAUACUUUGAGUUGAA